GCCUCAGGAGCCAGCGCCCCGCGGCAGCUUCCCGAAUCGGAAGGAGGGAAGGAGGGAAGGGGGGGCUUGGGGGGGGGGCGGUAGGAGCUGGCGAGCCUGCCCACACCCAGCCCGAACCAGGCGUGCCGACUCUUCCGCCUCAGCUACCCAGCAGGAGCCUGGACCAGCGAAGCACCGGUUCUGUGCACCGGUUGGGUCCCGUCCCUUAAGCUAGAGCCUCAGAGCCUCGGUGCAUUCACCCACCCGCCGCUCACCAAGAAUGGAAAUCCCCCCGACCCACUUCCCGGCCUCCAGGGCGGCCUCGGUGGCGGAGAAUUGCAUCAACUACCAGCAGGGGACCCCCCACAAGGUGUUUAUGGUGCAGACUAUUAAACAAGCCAGCAUGGAGGAUAUUCCAGGAAGAGGACAUAAGUAUUGCCUUAAAUUUUCUGUGGAAGAAAUUAUCCAAAAACAAGUUACACUGAACUGUACAGCUGAAGUACUUUACCCUCUAACGGGACAAGAUACUGCACCAGAAGUCAACUUCACAUUUGAAGGAGAAAUUGGAAAGAACCCAGAUAAAGAAGAUAACACAUUUUAUCAAAGACUCAAGUCUAUGAAGGAACCACUUGAAGCACAAAAUAUUCCAGACAGUUUUGGAAAUGUAUCUCCAGAAAUGAAGCCAGUUCGACAUUUAGCCUGGGUUGCCUGUGGUUACAUAAUAUGGCAGAAUUCUACUGAAAACACAUGGUAUAAAAUGGUAAAAAUACAAACUGUCAAGCAAGUGCAAAGAAAUGAUGACUUCAUUGAAUUCGACUACACCAUUCUACUUCAUGACAUUGCAUCUCAGGAGAUUAUUCCUUGGCAAAUGCAAGUUCUCUGGCAUCCACAAUACGGUACUAAAGUAAAGCAUAACAGCCGUCUGCCAAAGGAAGCACAACUGGAAUAAAUGAAGAUCCUAACGCUGGAUGAAGUGUCAACAUGCUUAUAAAUGCUGUGUGUUCCAGAUCUUCAUGGAUCCCUAGCUUAUGGGGCCAAAUUGCAAAGUGUCACUCUGUAUAAAUGUCUUCAUUACAGUAUAGAACUAUACAGAUUCUGUAACAGUGUCAUGAUGUAAAAGUGUCCCAAUACUAAUAGUGGUAUGUAUAUCCCAUAAUAAAAAGCUUCAGUCCCA
This is a messenger RNA of Leopardus geoffroyi (Geoffroy's cat), 1153 nucleotides long. RefSeq names its product latexin (gene LXN). The coding region runs from base 260 to 928 and encodes 222 amino acids. The record is from RefSeq and is a predicted model, not a curated record. The transcript has 6 exons. Gene Ontology annotation, molecular function: metalloendopeptidase inhibitor activity. NCBI's taxonomy places the organism in Eukaryota, Metazoa, Chordata, Mammalia, Carnivora, Felidae.